AUGCAGCGCCUCGCCGUCUUCUUGGUGUGCCUGCUGGGUUCUGCCCUGGCCCUGCCUUCCCCAGCCUUGCGGGGAACAAAGGGCUCAGGCCGCAUCAUUGGGGGGACCAACGCCGACAUCGCCGACUACCCGUGGCAGGUUUCCUUCCAGAAGUUGGGUUCACACAACUGCGGAGGAUCCAUCAUCAGCUCCAGCUGGGUGCUGUCGGCGGCCCACUGUGUGGACGGCGUCGCUCUGUCCUGGAUGAGUUUCCGGGUCGGCAGCUCAGUCCGCGAGAGCGGAGGAUCCGUCCUGCAGGCGUCCUCUGGCUACAUGCACGCACAGUACGACAGCGAGACAAUAGACUACGACAUUUCCGUUAUCCAGGUGUCCGGCACGCUGCUCGGCAGCAACGCCCAGGUGGUGAGCCUGCCCUCUGACGGCUACGACCCGGCGGCUGGCCUGGCGGUGACGGUGACCGGCUGGGGGAGGACGAGGACCGGCGGGCCUGCAGCCUCCACCCUGCAGAAGGUCGACAUCAGCAUCUCGGACCGCUCCUACUGCGAGAGCAUUUUCUCUUCCGAGGUGACCGACCGCAUGGUGUGCGCUGGUCAGGCCGGCAAGAGCGUCUGCAACGGAGACUCUGGCGGCCCCCUGGUCAGCGGCAACAUGCAAGUGGGCAUCGUCUCCUGGGGGGCGAAGACCUGUGAGUCUGCGCCGGCCGUGUACGCCAGCGUCGGCAACCUGCGCUCCUGGAUCCGCUCUGCAGCCGGUGUGUGA
This is a messenger RNA of Schistocerca piceifrons (Central American locust), 759 nucleotides long. Its product is annotated as trypsin alpha-4-like. The transcript has 2 exons. Gene Ontology annotation, molecular function: serine-type endopeptidase activity. Bases 1 to 759 code for a protein of 252 amino acids. Lineage: Eukaryota; Metazoa; Arthropoda; Insecta; Orthoptera; Acrididae. The record is from RefSeq and is a predicted model, not a curated record. Gene Ontology annotation, biological process: proteolysis.